GCAGAGCCUAUGGCUUGUGAGGGACUAGGUGGGUGGGGGAUUGUAUCUGGAACCCCUCAGAAGGGGGCGGCAUGACUUGGGAAGGCACAACCAUUGGUGCCUCUAGGAAGGAAGGAGUUAAGUGACUGUGCUGUCACCUGAGCCCAGCAUCGAAUUACUUGAGUCCAGGUUCCCCAUGGAAGGGGUGGAGCCAGGCCUGCCCUUGGGCUUCCUGGGGCCCUUCCUGCCCAGGUGUGUCCAGCUGAGGAGGAGGUCUGGGUAACACCCUGGCCAGGGAAAAGGAUCUGAAACAGUGGCCUCAUGGACUCUCGGUCCCUAGACCCCCAAGCUAUGGCACUGUUCCCACCUCUGGGCCUCAGCCACCCCCCAGAGCUCCUCACCCACCCGUGUGGAGAACUGGACAGCGCUGGAAGCACGGACUACCCUGCGUCAGGAGCAGAGACCAUCAGGUUGGGGUCAGAGCAGGCCCUGAAACUGGGCCAGGACUCGUUGGAUGCUCCUGAGCUCACCCAGGCUGAGCAGAGGGGUGCUGAGCCCACUGCUAGCCCUAUGAGCUCGUUCACGCCCUCUUCCCGCGAGGAUUCAGCCGGAAACAAACACCAUGAGUACCCCAUAUCUGGCCUGGAGGUAUUGGAAGCUGAGCAGGACAGCCUGUACCUUUGCCUGCUGGGACUGGGCCUCCGGCUGCAGGACCUAGAGCGAGGCCUGAGACCCUGGACACUGGCCCAGAGCAUGACCGUCCGGCUGCAGGCACUACAGGCAGACCUGCAUGGAGCAGCUGAACGUGUGGAUGCACUGCUAGCAUUUGGUGAGGGGCUGGCACAGCGGAGUGAACCCAGAUCCUGGGCAUCCCUUGAGCACAUCCUGAGGGCCCUUGGAGCCCACCGAGAUACUAUCUUCCGACGGCUCUGGCAGCUGCAGGCCCAGCUGGUCAGCUACAGCCUGGUGUUCGAGGAGGCCAACAUGCUAGACCAGGACUUGGAGGCCAAGGGGGACUCAGAUGGGCCGGGAACUACUGGGGUCUGGGGACCCUGGACAUCCAGUAGCCUCCUCACUCCUGCAGAGUUGGAGUGGGACCCGGCAGGGGACGUUGGGGGCCUGGGGCCCUUACGGCAAAAGAAGGCGUGGACUCCAGGGGCACCCUGUGAGCUGUGUGGCCACCGGGGACAAGCCUUUGAGGACAUGUUCAUGUCGGGUCUCGGCCACCGGAAACACUUAGCAGGUCACCGAAGACGUCCCUUGCUUCGGAAGCCUCAGGACAAGAAGAGGCAAGCUGCUCCCAGUCUCCAGGGUGUCAUGCUGGAAGUGGAUUCUGGGGUCCCCACUCCUACAUCCAGGCGGCCUCUGCUCUUCCUCCUCAUUCUUCUCGUUCUCUUCCUUCUCCUGCUGGGGGCCACCUUGUUCCUGCCCAUAUCCGGAGGCCCUUGCUGCUCUCACACCCGACUGGCCAGGACGCCCUACCUGGUGCUUAGCUAUGUCAAUGGUCCCCCUCCAAUCUGAGUACAUGUUCUACACAUGUGUAAUAAAUGGUCACUGCCAGAGGAAUGUGGAGAUGUGGGGACUUGAGUACCCAAAAUUUAGCAGUACCCCCCAAACCAGUACUGAAUCGACCCAUCUUGAGUUAGGUUCCCCUAAAUUCUGACACAAGUUUUAGGGGGUGAUCCUGGGAACAAUAGCAGGGGAUGAGAGAAGUAAGCUACGGAAGGAAGAACGCCAGUACUGGGUAUCUGGGAUGCCAUCCCACUGGGGCCCACUGGGAAGCUGUGUGGAACACCCCAAAGU
Messenger RNA from Ochotona curzoniae (black-lipped pika), 1782 nucleotides. RefSeq names its product spectrin repeat containing nuclear envelope family member 4 (gene SYNE4). Gene Ontology annotation, biological process: establishment of epithelial cell apical/basal polarity. The record is from RefSeq and is a predicted model, not a curated record. Gene Ontology annotation, cellular component: nuclear outer membrane; meiotic nuclear membrane microtubule tethering complex; nuclear envelope. Lineage: Eukaryota; Metazoa; Chordata; Mammalia; Lagomorpha; Ochotonidae. The transcript has 8 exons. The coding region runs from base 301 to 1500 and encodes 399 amino acids.